CAACAGGUUUGCCUUUAGUGUGUAAAGUUUCUAUAAAAGAAAGCAAAAUCAUACAUAUAUGUAUUCUGAUUAAUCUGAUCAGACUAUGGCGCCCGCAACCAUCGUGUACAAACUGAUCCUUUUCGGUGUGAUGUUUGCUGCUACCACUGCGUUUGACGCAGAUGCUAUAGCACAAGCAGCCUGUUCAGCGAGUACAUCCGAUGGUAUUGUGUCAGCAAUUCGGAGAACAUGUGGAUCUGGUCAGGAUUCAUGUAAUACAAUUUGUAGCAAUGCAAUCAGCAGUAUGAGAGCGAUCUAUGGAAUUCAAGGAUCUGCAACGGCAACCUGUUUCGCAGCAUUUCACUUUUACUACAAACAUACCACUUUGAAACCGGAAGAGAAGGGGAAAGCACUGAUGGCCAUGAAGAGAUACGGUGAUUGGGGGUGUCGGAACACUGGCUGCGGUCCAAACUUCUGUUGUUGUAAAGCAUGAAAUAAAUAAUCAAGGAUA
Molecule: messenger RNA, 490 nt
Organism: Magallana angulata
Lineage: Eukaryota; Metazoa; Mollusca; Bivalvia; Ostreida; Ostreidae
Exons: 3
Coding region: 86-472 (128 amino acids)
Source: RefSeq, a predicted model, not a curated record